AUGGUUAUCAUGUUAUUCCUUCUUCUUUUUAUAACUUUAACUUUAGCAAAUAAGAAAUUCUGGUUAAUUACUGAUACACAUUUUGAUGAUGAAUUUACUGUUGGUAGUUCUUCAAAGUGUUUGGCUAUUGAUUGUUGUCAUUCUAAUUCUAUUCCUAGAAAAGGACAAGAAAAUUUUAUCAGUGGUCCUUGUGGAGAUUAUAAUUGCUAUUCUCCUCUCAAUGUUUCAGAAUCUGCUUUUGAUUACAUUGCUAAACACCAAUCAGAAAGUAAAUUAAUAUUUUGGUUAAUGGACGUUGUUCCUGGUGAUGUAAUAACUCAGAGUAAAGAAACAAAUAAAAAAAGAAUUCAACUUCAAGUUGAAGCGUUAAAGAAAAGAUUACCAGGUUUUAGAAUAUAUCCAGUACCUGGAAAUCAUGAUUAUUGGUUGUCAAGUAAUUGGCAAUACCCUCCUCAAAAUCAAUGGAUGUUAGAUUUUAUGGGAGAUCUUUUCAAAGAUUGGCUUUCUCCAAAUGCACUAGAACAAUUUAAAAAAGGAGGGUUUUAUACUGAAUUAAUUGAUUCUGGAGUAAGAAUUAUUGUACUUCAUCUUGCUUAUGUUGAUGUUUAUAGUAGUCAUUGUAAUGAAUAUGUUGAAAAUGAUCCAGCUGGAAUGAUGAAAUGGUUUAAUAAGACACUAGAAUUAGCUAGAAAGAAUGGAGAAAGAGUUAUUUUAUUAAGUCAUGAAGGAGUUGGAUUAAAAGAAAGUGGAACUAUUGAUGUUGUUCCAAAGUUUAAUGAAGACUUUAGUUAUGCAAUGAAUGAAUAUUCUGAUAUUAUUAUUAGUCAUCUUUCAGGUCAUUCACAUUUUAAUUCAUUUAGAGUAUUACCAAAUAUUACAAAACCAACAUUUCAUAUAAUAAUGAAUCCAGCUAUGACUUCAUUUAAGAAUUUAAAUCCAAGAUUUAGAUUAUAUGAAUAUGAUAGAAAGAAUAUUAAAGAUUAUACAAAUUAUAUGCUUGACAUUAAUAAAUGUAAUAAAAAUAAUAAAUUUGAAUGGGAAAUAGAAUAUAAUGCUAAAGAAUUAUUUGGUAUUGAAGAAUAUACAACAAAAAAUUUAAAAGAAUUUAUUGAACAAUUAGCAGUAGAUGAUGAAUUAUGGAUUAAAUUUGAUUCUCAUUAUUCUACCAUUAAUAGAAAAUGCGAAGGUAAUUGUAGAAAGGAUUUAUUAUGUUCAAUUCAUUGUAUGAAAGAGAGUGAAUUUAUAACUUGUAUCAAUCAAAAAUAA
Molecule: messenger RNA, 1266 nt
Organism: Entamoeba nuttalli P19
Lineage: Eukaryota; Evosea; Mastigamoebida; Endamoebidae
Product: acid sphingomyelinase family phosphodiesterase, putative
Exons: 1
Coding region: 1-1266 (421 amino acids)
Molecular function (GO): hydrolase activity
Source: RefSeq, a predicted model, not a curated record